ACAGAUUUCAAAUGAGGUUGGACACCACAGUAUGUUGGCCAACCACGCGAACGUCUUCACAAAGUUAAACAACUUUAAGGAUUACGAUCUCUAAACUUUCUCCUUGUUUCCAAAAAAGGAUAGUUGUCUGUUUUUACGAAAAGUGCUUCAUCUGCUACGCUAUUUUGGUAUGCAUGCACGAUGAUGACAUUUUGACAGGAGAGCGAACCUUUAUUUAUCUAGACAACCGUGAGAGUUCAAUUUAGGUCUCUAUUACACCUGUCAUUUGCCUUUGGAAUCGACUCUGGAGAUUUUAACAGGAUAAAAACUAACAUGACAAGGACUCUGGCAUGGUUGAAUUACAACUAAACCAAAGAAGAGAACUAAACCAAAAACAUUUGAAGAUUUGAUCGUGGAUUUCUUUCAAACAAUACACAUUAUGCAUGUUUUUUGAAUGAAAACUUGAAACAAUAGUUGUUAGGGAAUAGUCUAUAAAAUACAGGCUUUUCACUCUCGUCGCCGGGAUGGUGCGCCUCUUGAACUGCCUAUUGCUGGGGUAUCUGACCUGGAAUCUACGGAUAUCAGACGCACAAGGGGAGUACUGCCAUGGCUGGUUGGACAGCAAUGGGAAUUACCACGAGGGCUUUCAGUGUCCGGAGGACUUUGAUACCAUGGACGCCACUGUGUGCUGCGGGUCCUGCUCCCUGCGGUACUGCUGCGCGGCCGUGGACGCACGGCUGGACCAAGGAAGCUGCACCAAUGAUAGAGAGUUGGAGAACACGGAGUUUGCAGCCCAGCCCAUCUACGUGCCCUUCCUCAUGGUGGGCUCCAUCUUCGUGGCCUUCGUGGUGGUGGGCUCCCUGGUGGCCGUCUACUGCUGCACCUGCCUGCGGCCCAAGCAGCCCACCCAGCAGCCCAUCCGCUUCUCCCUCCGCAGCUGUCAGGGAGAGACCAUCCCCAUGAUCCUCACCACCGCGCCCCCCAGCCUGCGCACCCCCUCGCGCCAGUCCAGCACCGCCACCACCAGCUCCAGCUCCGCCGGGGGCGGCGGCUCCCUGCGACGCUACUCCCUGGGGGGCCAAGGACAGGGGCAAGGCCAGAGCCAGCAACAUGGGUGCCUGGUGUCUGCCACAAUCUCCAACUCCACCCCUCAGCCACUACCUCCACCCCCGCCCCCUCCGUACACCUCCCCUCCAGGGUGCAUGGUGGCGGGAAGCAUCCAGCACCCACACCCCUCCAGCCAUUCUCACCCCCACACCCAGCUCCAGCUCCACCAGGCCCCCAUGCACACACACCCCUCCCAGGGCACGGGCUUCCUCCUACCACAGCAGUACUUCUUCCCCUUGCAGUCGGAGCCCUUCUCCGGGGCCAAGGGUUUUGCAGACUUUGGCCAGAGCUGACCAGGCCGUCCCAGCCGGGAGCCAGGUGGAUUACAGGGCCUCUCUGUGGGCAAGCGGUGCAGAUACACGGCCUCUGGCUGGACGGACUGUCCUGAUGCUCUCUAGGCUGCUCAGCUGACACAGGGCUGUGGGACAGCCAGGACUUCUGUACCUAGAAAUUCUAGUCUUGCUAAAUCCCAGGAGAGUACGGAAAAAACACAGUAAGAUGGACAACAGCCAUAUUGGUCAUUUUUUUUUAUUGUAUGCACUUUUAUAUGCAUUUAUAUCAUGAACAAGAUUUGUGUCUUCACUUAAUUCUUAUGUAUUUUGGAUAGAUAGAUGGUGAUAAAUUUCACUACCUACUAUUUCUAGGCCAUGAUACAAAUGAAAUUCAGUUGAUUUGCCUAACUGGGACCAACCGUAAUGGCUGUUUGGACGGUUUUCUUGGAAACAGUUGUGUAUAUUUGGAUAGAAGCACAGAGACAUUCAAAACCAGGGAAAUCAACAGUUAUAUUUGACAAUCGAAGGACUCUCUGAAAGAGGGUUAAGGCAGGUAAACAAAGUAUUUGUAUUUGUAGUAACUGUACUGUAUGUAUUGGCAUAGAACAGUAUACUGGGCGAAUGAAGUAUUUCUAGACCUGGAGCGUCUGUUGUUUUCCUAUUAUGCUACAAAAUAAAUUCAUUUCAGUAAACACCGA
This is a messenger RNA of Osmerus eperlanus (European smelt), 2056 nucleotides long. It is a transcript of the gene shisa3, whose product is annotated as shisa family member 3. The record is from RefSeq and is a predicted model, not a curated record. The transcript has 2 exons. NCBI's taxonomy places the organism in Eukaryota, Metazoa, Chordata, Actinopteri, Osmeriformes, Osmeridae. Bases 504 to 1379 code for a protein of 291 amino acids.